AUGCCACCUAAAAAGGAUGAAAUUGACAUCAAUGCAUUACCACCACUUAAACAUCUUUGUGUCGGUAUUCGAAUUGAAGCAGGAAAAGCUCGUGCUGCUAAAUUAAUACACUUACUUAAGGAAUGCAAAUCAUUUCAAAAGAAUGUAACUAGAGAAGAAAUAAUCAAUUUUUGUAAAGAGAAGUAGUUGUAUGUUGAUCCUGCUACUUUAACUGAUAAACAAAAGAAAGUACAGUGUUGCUAUUGAUUAUAGGAUUCUAAAUUUAUGGCAGAAGUAGCUACAGAACUUACAUCAGAAGUUAUGAAUAAAGGAUUUUAGAUGUUCAUAUAGGAAUAAGUCUUAUAGAUAAGGAAAGCCAAGUAUUAAGCAGCACAAGCAUAAGCAGCAGAAAAGGCUGCUCCACCAAAGAAAGACGACAAGAAAGAUGCAAAGAAGGGAGGCAAAGAAGCAGCGGCAGUUGCACCUAUUCCUGAACCUGAAAAAGUUGUACCUGAGAAAGAGUACACUAAAAAUUUUGACAUUGUUUUUAUUGUAUAAGGUUUCCCUUAAGUACCAUAAGAAUAGAUUGAAUUUAUUAUGCAUGUUAAAGAGAAAGUAAUUAAUUGGGGUGGAAUUGAUAUGAAUUUAUUAGAAUAAGGAGAGGAUUUCUAAGAAGAAUUGGAAAAGAGAAUGGAAGAAUUUGUAUAACCAGUUACAAUUAAGAGAUCCUAUUCAGAAGAAUCUUUACAUUAUACAGCUGCAGAAAGAGCAGUCAUAGAAGAAAUCAAAAAAUAAAGAAAUGGUUCUCAGAAGACAGAUCCACUUAGAUAACUUACAAUAAAGGAAUUGAUAUUGGAAAUGGAUUUAGAAGCUGAAGAAGAAACACUUAAAUAAUUCCAUGAAUAAUUGAUUGAAGAAAUAUGUUAAUUUAGUGUAGAUCAAUAAUAAUUUAAUGAAUGGAUUGUGAAUAAGAAACCAAUUCCUUUGAUUACUAAGGAAGCACCAAAAGAUCCAUUUGAUUUAGAAGUUGAACGUAUUAAGCAUGAAGCUCAAUAAGCAGAAGAAUAAUAAAAGGCAGCAGAAGAAGCAAUUGCUGCAGAGAAGAACAAGAAAGGAGCUAAGAAAGAGGCUAAAAAAACUGAUGCAGAAUUAGAAGCUGAGAGAUUGGCUGAAAUAGAGAAAAAUAAAUAAAAUGAAUUGAGAAAAUAAUAAAUUGAAAUGGCUUUGGAAUAACAAUAAAAAAUGAAAGACAAAUUACAUUUAUAAUAUUAUAAGCGAUAAUUAUCUGAUGUGCAAUUAUCAAAAGUAGGACCUUGUAUCUUAUUAGAAUGUUUAUUAGAUUAGUUAUCUGCUGAAGCUGCUUAUAUAUAAAGUUCUAAAGUACCUCCUUGUUUAGAGGAUUAAGAAGAUGCAGAAUAAGUUAAUAGACUUUUAGCUAAUCAAAAAAAAGAUUAAUAAUAAUAAGUAGAGAGUGCUAAAUAAUUGAUAUUAGAUGAAUGUGAUUAUAUUGAAGUAAGAGGACAUUUUGGAUAAUUGCAUGAUUAAUAAUUUAUUGUAGAGAGAGAACACAAGAUAUUUGACAAUUUAUGUUUUCCUGGUAUUGAUAGAUAAGGUAUGCCUGAAAUAGCAGAAAAAUCAGAAAAGUAAAGAAAGGCUAAUAAAGCAAAAUUGCAUCCAUUUAUAAAUGUAGAUGUAAGUGAAUUUGAAAGAAGACAAUUACUGUUAACUUUUGAAGAAUUACUAAAAGAAAAUGAACCUGAAUAAGAAUGGUAUUUGGGAGAUCGUAUAUAUUUAGAGAGACACAAUAAAAAUACUCUUAGAUAAUAGUUUUAUGAAGCAUUAUUACAUGAUCCUUAAGUAGUUCUAAAAUAUUUACCUGAUGAUGAUGCUCUUAUGGUUUGUUGUUAUUAUAAGAAUCCUCCUGGAAGAACAUUAAGAAAGAAAUGGUCAGCUGAAUGGAGAGUAUUACCAAAUUUGGAAUACUUUAUUUAAGUUCGUAAUUUUAAUAGUGAAUACUAUUAUGAUAUUGAUUAUUAAUAAAUUGGUGCUAUUACUGAAAGAUCAAAAAUAAUGUAUCCAACUGAUAAUUCAUUAAUAAUUGCAACCAAAUUUACAGUAGGAGAAGUUGAACGUUUAAGAUAUAGAGUUAUUAAAGAAAAUGUUGUAUUUGGAAUAUAAGGAGGUUUUUAUGCAUAAUUUAGAGAUUUGAGAAUGAGUGCUUAAGAUUAGAUAAUGAAUUUGACAUUUAAGAAUGGUCUUUGUUUAAGGUUUACUUAAAAGGGAGAAGUAGUUUAAUAAUAUUUGUAUUAAAAAUAAUAAGAAUAAACUUAAACAUUAUUAAAUUUAUAUGAUAAUGCAGAAAUCAAUCAUGAAUUAGAAAUUAAAAGAGUUAUUACAGGAUAAGGAACAGUAAUAGUUUAUAAAAAAGAUGGUUCAAUCAUAGUAUUAUAUGCAAAUGGUAAUGUCUCUAUGUACAAAAAUGAUAUGUGGAUAACAACUAAUAAUAAAGGAUUUAGAAAAUCAUAGAAGGGAAUAGAAAAGAUUCCUUGUGCUACAAAAAAUGAUCCUGAAAGUGGUGCCAAAGUUUAUAUUAGAGAUGAUCAAACUCUUAUUAUUUAUUAUAAGGAUGGAUCUCAAUAUACUUAACAUUAUGAUGGAACCAUAAUGCUUAUAAAAGGAGAUAAGGUGAUUGUUGAACAUCCUAAUUUUGCUAGUGUUGUAGUCACAAUAGACAAGGUGAAAUAGAGAACUGGAACUAUUAUUGGAAUGGGCAGUGCUUAUGCAAAUGUAGGUUUUGAUAAUAUAUUUGAAAGAAGUAAUGAUGGUAGAGUAGUUGAAACUUAUUAUUAAGGAUGCAAAAUCAUUUCAUAUAUUGAAAAAUAAGAAUUACCAGAGUAUAAAUAAUAUAAAACUAAUCGAAUUCAUUUGAUGUACACUUAAGAUGGGAGUGUUGCUAAAGUAGUUGAUGAUGGAGAAAUUGUUAUUGUAACUGCUGAAGAGAGAGUUAGACUCAAUAAUAAAGGAGAGAAGAAACCAUUAGGAUAAGAUUUAGAUUAUUGGUUAUAAUUGUUUUCUGUAUCAGAUGAACGUAAAGCUGGAGUUUAUACAAUUGAUUUGACUAGAAAAUGUAUUUUUACAAAAGAUGAAGAAUCUAAUUAUUUCUAAAUUGAUGAAGAUGGAACUGUUACAUCUAAGAUAUCAGUAUCCUUAAAUCAAGAACCCUCUACUCCUGAUUACNACCAAAUUUGGAAUACUUUAUUUAAGUUCGUAAUUUUAAUAGUGAAUACUAUUAUGAUAUUGAUUAUUAAUAAAUUGGUGCUAUUACUGAAAGAUCAAAAAUAAUGUAUCCAACUGAUAAUUCAUUAAUAAUUGCAACCAAAUUUACAGUAGGAGAAGUUGAACGUUUAAGAUAUAGAGUUAUUAAAGAAAAUGUUGUAUUUGGAAUAUAAGGAGGUUUUUAUGCAUAAUUUAGAGAUUUGAGAAUGAGUGCUUAAGAUUAGAUAAUGAAUUUGACAUUUAAGAAUGGUCUUUGUUUAAGGUUUACUUAAAAGGGAGAAGUAGUUUAAUAAUAUUUGUAUUAAAAAUAAUAAGAAUAAACUUAAACAUUAUUAAAUUUAUAUGAUAAUGCAGAAAUCAAUCAUGAAUUAGAAAUUAAAAGAGUUAUUACAGGAUAAGGAACAGUAAUAGUUUAUAAAAAAGAUGGUUCAAUCAUAGUAUUAUAUGCAAAUGGUAAUGUCUCUAUGUACAAAAAUGAUAUGUGGAUAACAACUAAUAAUAAAGGAUUUAGAAAAUCAUAGAAGGGAAUAGAAAAGAUUCCUUGUGCUACAAAAAAUGAUCCUGAAAGUGGUGCCAAAGUUUAUAUUAGAGAUGAUCAAACUCUUAUUAUUUAUUAUAAGGAUGGAUCUCAAUAUACUUAACAUUAUGAUGGAACCAUAAUGCUUAUAAAAGGAGAUAAGGUGAUUGUUGAACAUCCUAAUUUUGCUAGUGUUGUAGUCACAAUAGACAAGGUGAAAUAGAGAACUGGAACUAUUAUUGGAAUGGGCAGUGCUUAUGCAAAUGUAGGUUUUGAUAAUAUAUUUGAAAGAAGUAAUGAUGGUAGAGUAGUUGAAACUUAUUAUUAAGGAUGCAAAAUCAUUUCAUAUAUUGAAAAAUAAGAAUUACCAGAGUAUAAAUAAUAUAAAACUAAUCGAAUUCAUUUGAUGUACACUUAAGAUGGGAGUGUUGCUAAAGUAGUUGAUGAUGGAGAAAUUGUUAUUGUAACUGCUGAAGAGAGAGUUAGACUCAAUAAUAAAGGAGAGAAGAAACCAUUAGGAUAAGAUUUAGAUUAUUGGUUAUAAUUGUUUUCUGUAUCAGAUGAACGUAAAGCUGGAGUUUAUACAAUUGAUUUGACUAGAAAAUGUAUUUUUACAAAAGAUGAAGAAUCUAAUUAUUUCUAAAUUGAUGAAGAUGGAACUGUUACAUCUAAGAUAUCAGUAUCCUUAAAUCAAGAACCCUCUACUCCUGAUUACAUUCCAGAUGGUUUGUUUGUGGAUGAAGAAAAUAAAGUACUUCCACCACCAAAGUCAUGGGUUCCUCCAAGAUUAUUUUUAGUUAAAAAUGAUAAUACUGGAUUUGAACUAUUUAAUCAAACUCAAUUACAAGAUUACUUUAGACUUAAAUCAGAAAAUCCUUUCUGUACUAAAUUAAUUGAUGAAUUACCUAAUAAUGUCAAAUCUAUUUCAUUUAUCACUGAAUUAAAGAAUUAAGCCAAAAAGUUUAUUGAAGUUAAAAUACCAUAAACAUUAGAUAUUGUACCCAAAACUAUUUAAAAAACAACUAUAAUUCCUCAUAAAGUCUUUACCUAUCGUAAUUUUUUGGAAUACCUUCCUUUUGAUAAAGAUCAAAGAGUUCUUCAUGAAUAAUCAUUAUAAAAAUAUGAAGUUUGGCAAAAGGCUAUGUAGAAAGCAUAAAAUGAAUUUGGAGUUAUAUAAAAAUCUGAAGAUGAAAGAGAUGCUGAAUUUAUUAUUUAAAUGAAAAUCUUAGAAAGCAGAAGAACUGAUUAUUCAUAUGAAUCCUAUGAUUAAGCCAAAAGUAAAAUUACUUUGCCUGAUACAACAUCCAAAAUUGUUGAACCUCUAGAAUAAACUAUAGUUAGAACACCUAAAGUAUAGUAAGUUGUCUAAUAAGCCUUUGUUGAUGUACAAAGGAAAGUACAAACUAUUUAACUCUAAAAAUCCAUCAAACCAUCUGUUGAAGCCUAAGGAUUUGUAUUAAAUUACUUUGAUACAAAAGAAGGACACGAAUAUUUGAAAACAGCACCUGAAGAUCCUCCAAUAAAAAAACCAAGAGAAAGAAUACAAUAACCUACAGAAGAACAAUAAUAACAAUAGUUAACAUAGAAUCAACAAGAAGCUUAAAAAACAUUACCAGAAGGAAUAAUUCCAUUAGAAUAACCUUAAUUGCCUUCACCAUAAUAUAAUAAUACCAAUAAUCUUACUAAAGUAAUUAUUAAGCCCUCUGUUUUCACUCAAGCAGAAAUUGAUGAUGAAAUUAAACAAAGAAAACUACUUGAUGAAUCAAUCAGAUAUAGAUAAGUUAAGAAGAAAGAUUUUGAUGUCUAUGGAAAGGAUAGAAAAGAUAUAAAAUUGGUGCCUUGUCUUCUUAAAACUAAUCCAAAAUCUGAAUUGAAUUAAAAAUACAUUUUAACAGAUGCUUCAACAGACAAUAGAAUUAAGAUUAGUUCUAUGGCUACUAGAAUUUAUUAAUAAGCUGCUCCUAUUAGUUAACUUAGAAAUGAAGGCAUGCAUCAAACUAUAAUAAGGACUUUUGAUAAGAAAAACAACUUAGAUGAUCUUAUUGAUAAAAAGAAUCUAAUGGUUACUGGUGAUAUAAAUGAUAGAUUAAAAAAGGAUUUGUUAAUUUAUCCUAUAAAUGUUUAGUUUGGAGAACUUAAAUAAGGUGGAUAAUACGAAUUCAAAAUUUCUGUUAAAAAUGAGGAUAUUAUGGCUUAACGUAUAGUUUUAAAGUAGCCAUUAAAUAAUAAUAUAAAAGCGUUAAUGAAAUAGAUGGGAUCAGUAUUCUAAUUUAUUAAUUAUUUUUUUAGAUAUCCCUCGGUUUAGUCAGAGAAGUAUUUGUACAUAUUAAUGCAGAAAGAGUUGGGCAAUUUUCUGAUGAAUUGUAAAUUAUGUCAAAACAUUCAAUUUAUACAAUACCAAUAACUGGUAAUGUACUUGAAUAAAAUAUGUUUGAUAAACUCAAUUCAGAAUAGAUUAAACUCACUAAUAAACCUCUCUUAAGAAAAUAUGUUAAAGACUUGAAAGAUGUAUAAUAUUUUAUAUUAUUAUAUAUAGACUAAAUAAUAAGAUAUAAUUGGAGAUAGUUAGGAUUCUGAACUAUUACCAAAAAUAAAUUAUGAUAAGAAUGUUAAAAUUGAUGCUUUUUAAAAUUAAAAGAAGGAUGAAUAAUCAUAUGAGGAGGAAAAUUGA
Molecule: messenger RNA, 6443 nt
Organism: Paramecium primaurelia
Lineage: Eukaryota; Ciliophora; Oligohymenophorea; Peniculida; Parameciidae
Source: the annotation of a GenBank genome assembly